UUGGGCAAUCUGACUCUAUUUGGCCAUUGCUCAUCCACUAGACUCAGCUGACUGGCUUUCCUUAGAGAGAGAGAGAGAGAGAGAGGGAGAGAGAAAAGUCGAUAAUAAUUUCUGGGUAAUAAGGAAUUAUGUGUGUAUUUAAGAUACUCGGUGGUUUCUAUGGGUUGGAGCUGGGUUCUGGUGUCAUAUUGGAUCCGGGUUUUUUGUAGGGUUUAAGAAAAAGGCAAAGAGUAGAAGAGAGGUGAGAGGAAAAGCAAAAGACGUGGUCUUUCUCAUAUACACAGAUCCCUAUGGAAUGAAGGGGUGCUCCCCAGCAUUGUUUGCUAAUGUUCAUUCUUUUUGUUUAGUUUAAAGAGACCAAUAUUGUUGUUCUCUUUAGAGAGAGAUAGAUUUUGUGGGGAGUGCAUAGAAUGAAGAGUUUGGCUGGUGGAUAAAGCUCUUCGCAUGAGCCCUGUAGCUAUAGAACAAAAAACCAAGUUUCAGAGGGGAGGCAAGAGAUUUCGCUAUGAUUAGUUUAGGUGCUUGCCAAUGAUUGAGUUGCCUUACUGCAGGAUAUAAGAAGAACCUGUGAGUGUGAAAAAGAAAAGGAGAGAGAGAGAGAAAGAGAGGGGAAGAAGAUGAAGUCCAUGCAUGAUAAUAACGGGAGCAAUAAUAACUGGUUGGGGUUCUCUCUCUCACCCCAAAUGAAAAUGGAGGUUACUACUGACCCCCAGCAUCAUCAGCAUCAGUACCAUCAUCAAGGCCAGGCUUCUUCUGCUGCCGUUUCCGGUUCUAUCCCUACUGGCUACUAUCUUUCCUCACACCUUAACAGCUCUGGAAUCUGUUAUGUAGUCGGAGAAAAUGGUGGUUUUCACUCCCCUUUGUCCGUAAUGCCACUCAAGUCGGAUGGGUCUCUCUGUAUCAUGGAAGCUCUCACUAGAUCACAACCAGAAGGGAUGGUGUCAAGUCCGUCUCCGAAAUUGGAGGACUUUCUGGGCGGUGCAAGCAUGGGAACCCACGAGUAUGGAAGUCAUGAAAGAGAAGCAAUGGCUCUUAGCUUAGAUAGCAUCUAUUAUAACCAAAAUGCCGAGGCCGAAACCAGCAGGGAACAUUCCCUGGACCUUCUUCAAGAGCCCUUCAGGCAACAAGACCAACAGAUUCCAGUUCAAAGUCACCAAUAUUAUACUGGGCUUCCGUGCCAUGGGAUUUAUCAACAACACUUAGAGCAAGAAUCUAAGGAGACCCAUAUUUCCGAUUGUGAUUCCCAAAUCCCUCAAAUCUCAGAGGAUGGGAUACCUUGCCUGAAAAAUUGGGUGUCUAGGCAGUACUCUGCACAUCAUUCCCUGGGGCAGCAGAUGGGUAACAACAUGGUUGAUGAUGGUGGAGCUUCUGGGUCUGUUGGUGCAAUGGGUUGUGGGGAUUUACAGUCUCUAAGUUUGUCCAUGAGCCCCGGUUCUCAGUCCAGCUGUGUUACAGCUGCAAGGCAAAUAUCACCUAAUGGAUUAGAAUGUGGUGCUUUGGAAACAAGAAAGAGAGGUCCUGGAAAGGUUGCUCAAAAGCAGCCUGUACAUAGGAAGUCCAUAGAUACAUUUGGUCAAAGGACGUCACAGUAUCGAGGUGUUACAAGGCACAGGUGGACUGGUAGAUAUGAGGCCCAUCUUUGGGAUAACAGUUGCAAAAAGGAAGGACAAACCAGGAAAGGAAGGCAAGUUUAUCUGGGGGGUUACGAUAUGGAAGAGAAAGCAGCCAGAGCUUACGAUCUUGCUGCCCUUAAGUACUGGGGACCUUCCACCCAUAUUAACUUCCCGUUGGAAAACUAUCAAGUAGAAUUGGAAGAAAUGAAGAACAUGAGCCGGCAGGAAUAUGUUGCUCACUUGAGGAGGAAGAGCAGUGGGUUUUCCAGGGGAGCUUCAAUGUACCGGGGCGUCACGAGGCAUCACCAGCAUGGUAGAUGGCAAGCUCGGAUUGGCAGGGUUGCAGGGAACAAGGACCUUUAUCUUGGGACGUUCAGCACCCAAGAGGAAGCAGCCGAAGCUUAUGACGUUGCUGCCAUAAAGUUUCGCGGGGUAAAUGCUGUAACUAACUUCGACAUCACCAGAUAUGAUGUUGAAAGGAUCAUGGCCAGCAGUACUCUACUUGCUGGAGAACUGGCUAGGCGAAACAAAGAUCCAGAGCCUAGAACUGAAGCCAUUGAUUAUAACCCCUCAGUGCAGAACGUUGGGGAAGAAACAAAUCACCCCGAGAAUGACAAUGGGAACGGCCCAGAUUGGAAGAUGGUUUUGUACCCAUCCCCUCAGCAAACACCAAAUGCCUGCGUCGAAUCACUUGAUCAUCAUCAGAAGACUAUGAGUUCUGUCAACUACAGAAAUGCCUCUUUCUCAAUGGCCCUACAGGAUCUGAUUGGCGUUGAUUCAGUGAACUCAAGCCAGGCGAUGGUGGAUAACUCUGGCAAACUUGGAACCCAUUUUUCCAAUCCAUCCUCUCUAGUGACUAGUUUGAGCAGCUCAAGAGAGGUUAGCCCGGAUAAGACCGGCUCCACAAUGCUCUUUGCGAAGCCACCUUCAGGUUCAAAGUUUGUCAGCCCUGCUGCCGGUGUUAGUUCUUGGUUCCCGACAGCUCAGUUGAGGCCGGGUGCAAUCUCCAUGGCACACUUGCCUGUUUUUGCUGCUUGGACCGAUACCUAAAACGCUUCAUGCGUUUGUCACAUGUAAAGUUUUGCAUGCACAAGGAGGAAAUUGUGGGGGGAGGGUGAUGUAAGAUUUUGAUUUUGCUUCUUUAGACGUGCUAGUGGAAGAAAUGGGCAAUUAAUGAAAAAAGAAAAGGUGGGGGGGCCAGCUUUCUGUCUCUAA
This is a messenger RNA of Juglans regia (Persian walnut), 2828 nucleotides long. Its product is annotated as AP2-like ethylene-responsive transcription factor ANT. NCBI's taxonomy places the organism in Eukaryota, Viridiplantae, Streptophyta, Magnoliopsida, Fagales, Juglandaceae. The transcript is spliced from 9 exons. The coding region runs from base 618 to 2663 and encodes 681 amino acids. Gene Ontology annotation, biological process: regulation of DNA-templated transcription. The record is from RefSeq and is a predicted model, not a curated record. Gene Ontology annotation, molecular function: DNA binding; DNA-binding transcription factor activity.